Striga asiatica is the source of this 372-nucleotide messenger RNA. NCBI's taxonomy places the organism in Eukaryota, Viridiplantae, Streptophyta, Magnoliopsida, Lamiales, Orobanchaceae. The record is from the annotation of a GenBank genome assembly.
AUGGCAUCAUUAACGACUUGGGAAGAACCACAUAGGCCCUGGGUAAGUCUUCCUGAGGUUCUGAGCAUCACAUGGAAAAUAGCAUGGCGACACAGUCUUGUUCUCAUAAUUGAAAAUGCCAAUGUCAUGGCCCCCAUAAAUGGAAUUGGGUUUGAGCUCGGGGAAGUCGGCCGCGGGCAACGCAACUGCAUGGCUGUGGAGGCCAACAAAAAGAGCCCAACCACCCAAAGAACCUUCCACAUACUUGAGUUCCCCAUCCUCAGGGUCAUAUUUAUGAACAUCAAAAUCAACAGUCACACUCGGAAAGCCGCGUUUCGCGGUGAAGUCAUAUGGCGUAGUAGCAUCAACAUACAAACCAUCAAAGUCAAAUGA